Messenger RNA from Myxocyprinus asiaticus (Chinese sucker), 2261 nucleotides. RefSeq names its product fucose-1-phosphate guanylyltransferase (gene fpgt). Gene Ontology annotation, molecular function: transferase activity, transferring phosphorus-containing groups. The record is from RefSeq and is a predicted model, not a curated record. Bases 289 to 2019 code for a protein of 576 amino acids. The transcript is spliced from 4 exons. Lineage: Eukaryota; Metazoa; Chordata; Actinopteri; Cypriniformes; Catostomidae.
UGACGGCAGACUGAGUUUGUCACAUGACUGGAACCCGGAAGUACACAUGUAAACAAAAGAAGGGAAAUGUACUCUUCCAGUUUGAAUGAUUUUGUUAAAUAGAUUUUUAUUUUUUAUUUUUACUAAACACUGUCGCAGACGUUUCCGUACAACCGUGACAUUAUCGAUGCCCUUUUAGAUUCAUCAUUGUCAAUGAAUGAAGAAUGAAUAUGUUAAAAGUAAAAUAAUUAUUUCUUGCUUGAAACUGACAGGCAGAGGUUAGACUGGUUGAACUUGCUGAUUCUCAUAAUGGCAGAGCGCGGAAAUCUCAACCUGCAGAAAUCCACUAAGGAAAAACUUGAAAAAUUCAACAAUUUGAGGGGUAAAGAAGUGCAGUCCGAUGAAUUCUGGGAUCUUGUGGUUAUUACUGCAGUUGAUGAGGACCAGAUGUCUGCAUAUGAAAUUCAGAUCACAGAGAAACUGGAGAGGAAAGAACUGCCUCUUGGCAUAAAUUAUCAUGUGUUUGCAGAUCCACCAGAAUGCAAGAUAGGUAACGGGGGAUCCACCUUACAUUCACUGCAGGGCCUUAAUAAUAAAUAUGGCAAGUCACUAUCUGGAUUUAAAAUCAUCCUCAUACAUGCAGGAGGAUUCAGUCAGCGUUUGCCCAAUGCCAGCGCCCUGGGUAAAAUAUUCACAGCAUUGCCCCUGGGAAACCCUUUAUAUCAAAUGCUUGAGCUCAAACUUGCAAUGUAUGUGGAUUUCCCCGCACACAUGAAGCCAGGUAUGCUGGUUACCUGUGCUGAUGACAUUGAACUCUACAGUGUUCCUGAUCAAGAGAACAUUGUGUUCGAUAAGUCAGGUUUUACUGCCUUGGCCCACCCCUCCACUCUCUCCAUCGGAACCACACAUGGAGUUUUUGUUCUAGAACCAGCAGAGAAGCCUAGAAUCAGUGACAUGGAAUACAGAAGUUGCUCUCAAUUUUUGCACAAACCAAGCAUUGAGAAGAUGCACAAAUGCAAUGCAGUAUGCAAAAGGGAAGGAGAGGAGUUUGUUUACACAGACAGCACUUACUAUGUUGAUUAUGGAACUGCUCAGACACUGCUGACCUUGUUAAGCGAAAUCAGCCCUCUGACAUGUGAAAUUGAUGCUUAUGGGGACUUUCUUCAAGCCUUGGGGCAAGGAGCUACUGUGGAUUACACAGAAAACACAGCCAACGUCAGAAAGAAGGACAGCAGCCUCGUUGAGAUCCGCAGAAAGAUUUUCCAUCAUCUCAACGGCACAGAUCUUAACGUCAUCCUUCUAAACAACUCCAAGUUUUAUCAUGUCGGCACCACAGAGGAAUACUUGUUCCACUUCACAGCUGACACCUGUCUCAAAGUGGAACUCGGCCUGCUCUCUGCUGCCUUCAGUAUUUCUCACAUGGAUCCAUCUGAGAAUGCUAGAACUUGCGUAAUGCACAGCACCCUGCAUCCCAGUGUGACUGUAUCCCAGGGAAGUGUUGUGGAAUACUCCAGACUGGAUGCCAAGGUUAAAGUUGGUGCUAGAUCUAUUAUCAGUGGCUGCUGGAUUGGCACAGACCUCUCAGUGCCGAAUGACACUUUCAUGCACUCUCUCUGUGUAAACCUGGAUGAGAAAACCAGUUUUGUCACUGUGUUUUUUGGUAUUAAAGAUGAUCUAAAGAAAAAUGUGGACCGCCCUGCUGAUUUUAGUGCAUUUAGCUUGUUUAAAGUUAGUCUGGAGGACUGUGUUAGACUCUGGGGCUUAUGUCCUGAGAAGAUCAGGUUCUCUGGAGACAGAUCCAUGUGUAGUUUGUGGAACGCCUGCAUUUUCCCGGUGUGUUCAGAUCUAAAGGGCUCAUUCGUGAUGUCACUGGAAAUGGUGAAGGCGCUGGAUGGUGAUACCAAAUUCUCUCUACCCAAAACUAUCACACUUACCUCUCUUCAGGAAUCUCUGCAAAACAAGAACCUGGAGGAAAUGCUGAGGUUUAGGAGAGAUCUUUAUGAAGACAUUUUUAGGGAGAAAGGAAGUCAUUCUGUCUGAAUUUGUGUAAAGUACCAGUAAUGCCAUUGCCUUUAGCUAUGAAAACCCUACAUUGCCCAUAACAUCAUAUUUUAUUUUUGAAAGCUACAGCCAAUGGAUUUAGAGUGCUCUCUGGAUUUUAUGUGGAACCUGUUUUAAUUGUCGACCAAUGGUAUUCUGAAAUACCAAGUCAAUUCACUGUUUUCUUCAGAAUAAAUGUACUUGUAUGCAAAGUAAUUAAAUAUUCAUGCAUUCAAUUUGUG